Colletotrichum tamarilloi is the source of this 960-nucleotide messenger RNA. RefSeq names its product NAD dependent epimerase/dehydratase. Bases 1 to 960 code for a protein of 319 amino acids. NCBI's taxonomy places the organism in Eukaryota, Fungi, Ascomycota, Sordariomycetes, Glomerellales, Glomerellaceae. The record is from RefSeq and is a predicted model, not a curated record. The transcript has a single exon.
AUGUCAAACGAAUUCCUCGUAACUGGCGCCGCAGGCUUCGUUGGCCAGGCCCUAGUCUCUGCCCUCAUCAAAUACGACCCCUCAGCAACCCUUACAAUCACAGAUGUAAUCGAGCCCCCCAUCCCCGCCGACGUGGCAGGAGGAGGCAACAAGAUCAAUUCCUUGAAAGCCGACCUCACCGACCCGGCAGCAGUGAGCUCUCUGCUCUCGAGGCAGUUCUCAGCUGUCUACCUCCUGCACGGCCUCAUGUCCGGCGGGGCGGAAGCGAACCUCGACCUAGGCCUCAAAGUCAAUCUCGAUUCCGUCCGAGCCGUCCUCGAUCACCUCCGGAAUAAUUACCCCGGCACCACGGUCGUCUUUACUAGUUCGUGUGCAGUCUAUGGUCCGCGUCAGCCUGUUAUCGAGAGCGAGACUGUGCCGAAGCCGCGGACAUCGUACGGCACCGAGAAGCUGAUUAUCGAGUUGCUAGUGGAGGACUUCUCGCGGCGUGGGCUCAUCGACGGCCGCAUUGUGCGACUUCCUACAGUCACAGUGCGACCUGGCGCGCCUUCUGCUGCGGCAUCGAGUUUCGCGUCAGGUAUUGUUCGUGAGACUCUGAAGGGCAUCAAAAAUGUGUUGCCUGUUAGCCGUGAUCUUGAAGUCUGGGUCUGUAGCCCCGCUACGGUCGUGAAGAACCUUGUUAAGGUUAAGGAUGUGCCGAAAGAGAAGUUUGGGGAAUCGAGAGUCGUUAACUUACCUGGUAUCACCGUUACGGUGCAGGAGAUUCUUGAUGCGGUGGAGAAGGUCGGUGGCAAAGAAUCAUUGGCACUCAUCGAAGAAAAGAAGGAUGCCGCCAUCUUGGCUAUUGUGGAGACAUGGGCUGCUCGGUUUGAUGUGAGCAGGGCUUAUGGCUUGGGUCUGGAACCUGAUGGUACGAUUUUGGAGGCCGUUGAGGCAUUUGCGAAGACUCUUAAGGCAUGA